UUUUUGCUGUCACCGCAACGUGUGAGAACAGCGGAAAUAUUUAAGCAUUUUGCACGAAAAAAAGGAGCUUAGAACCAGUGAAAAUACUGUGAAAAGUGAAAAUACAUGCUAAUUAAGUGAAUUGACAUUUGUGCAAGAUGGCAAGAUACAUACAACGUCCGGAAAACGCUUUGAAAAGAGCGAACGAGUUUAUCGAUGUUGGAAAGCCAGCGCGUGCUCUUGAUACACUUCAAGAAGUGUUUCGCAAUAAAAAAUGGACUUAUACCUGGUCAGAGUCGGUGAUUGAACCCAUCAUGUUCAAAUACUUGGAUUUGUGUGUGGAGUUAAAAAAAUCCCAUAUUGCCAAGGAAGGCUUAUUCCAAUACAGGAACAUGUUCCAACUGGUUAAUGUUGGCUCUUUGGAAAACGUCAUCAGAGGAUACCUGAAGAUGGCCGAGAAACGAACGGAGGAAGCUCAAAAGAAAUCAUCCGAUGCCGUCCUCGACAUCGAUGACUUGGACAACUUGACAACGCCUGAGAGUAUUCUUAUGUCCGCAGUGAGUGGCGAGGACGCUCAAGAUCGGUCUGAUCGUACUAUUCUUCUGCCGUGGGUCAAGUUCUUGUGGGAAUCCUAUUGCCAGUGCUUGGAAUUAUUGCGUAUCAACUCGCAUUGUGAGAAUUUGUAUCACGAUAUUGCUCGCAUGGCAUUCCAAUUUUGUCUCAAGUACAACUGCAAAAUGGAAUUUAGGAAAUUAUGCGAAAAGUUACGCAAGCACUUGGAAGACAUCUGCAAGCCGAGCACGCAAACGGCAAAUGUGAACAUCCAGCGACCGGAAACGCAACAACUUAAUUUGGAUACGCGUCUAUAUCAACUAGAUAGUGCCAUUCAUAUGGAGUUGUGGCAAGAAGCUUACAAAGCCAUUGAAGACAUCCACGGAUUAAUGGGAUUGUCUAAGAAGGCUCCCUUGCCAAAAACCAUGGCUAAUUAUUAUCAGAAACUUGCCAUGGUAUUUUGGAAGGCCGGCAACAAGCUCUUCCAUUCCGCUGCUUUGCUGAAAUUCUUCCAAUUGUCGCGUGAGAUGAAGAAAAAUAUUACGACUGAAGAAUUACAACGUCUCGCAUCGCACGUCUUGAUUGCUACAGUCGCUAUUCCUUUACCCUCUGCCCAUCCGGAGUUUGAUAGAUUCAUUGAAACUGACAAGAGUCCAUAUGAGAAGGCACAAAAACUUGCUACGCUUUUGGGACUCAAUCAACCUCCGACAAGAGUGUCACUUUUAAAAGAUGUUGCUCGCCUCAAUGUGGUUCAACUUGCUGAUCCGGCAUUCCGCGAUCUCUUCAAGUGGUUGGAAGUUGAAUUUGAUCCUCUCAAGUUGUGCAGUCGUGUGCAAACAAGCAUCGAUGUCAUGAAUGCCAAGGAGAACGAGCAUUUGGCUCAAUACGUUCCAGCAAUCCAGCAUGUUACGUUAGUUCGGCUUGUGCGUCAAAUUUCGCAAGUGUACCAGUCAAUUGACUUUACUCGAAUUCUCGAGUUGUCCAAAUUCGCAACUACUUUCCAACUGGAACGCAUCUUGGUUGACUGCGUUCGGCAUAACGACAUGCAAAUAACUAUUGAUCACAAGAAUAAGUGCAUUCACUUUGGCACAGACUUGACCGAAAGUCAGCGUGAAGAUCGCCCAGAUGGUCCAACGCUUCAAAGUAUGCCUUCGGAGCAGAUUCGAUCGCAAUUAGUCAAUAUGUCUGUUGUCCUGCAUCGUGCAUUGCAUACCAUCAAUCCGAAUCACAAGAAGGCCGAACGUGAUGCGAUGCGCCACCAACUCGUUAAAUACUACCAUGAGCACAAGGACAAGGCACACGAAAAGAUUUUGCAACGUCAAAAGGUCAUUGAGGACCGCAAGGAGUUUAUUGAACGACAAAAUACUGAACGGGAAGAAAUGGAGUUGAGACGCCAGGAGGAGCAACAACGCGCCAUCAAGCUAGCGGAGCAAAAACGCUUAGAAAUGGAAUUGGAGGAACGGCAACGUAAGAAGCAAGAGAACGAGAUUGCGUUGAUUAAAAAGAAGAACUACGAGGAACGCGUUCAGCAAAUUUCAAAAACUGAAAUUGGUAAAAAAAUUAUCGAAAAGUUGGAUCAGAAGGAAGAUCAAACCUUGGAUCCUGAUGCACUGGCUGCUAUCGAACAAGAUCAGUUAGCGAAGGAGCGCAAAGAGCUGCAAUCGAAACUCAAAUCGCAAGAAAAGAAGGUGGAUUACUUCGAACGGGCCAAGCGUUUGGAAGAAAUUCCUUUGAUCGAAAAGUAUUUGGCUGAAAAGCAAAUGCAAGAUAAAGAGUUCUGGGAGAAACAAGAAGCUGCGAGAAUUGAAGCAGCCAUUGCAGAACGUAAAAACGCAAUUUCAACGCGAGAACGUUUAACUAGAAUGUACGAAGACCGAGAUGCUUUCUUGGAGAAAUUGCGUACUGAACGUAAAUCUGUUCACUUGGAGAAAUUGAAGCAGUUUGAAUUGUUUUUGGAAGAAGAAAAGAAGAAACGUUUAUUAAUGCGUGUCGAUAUGCGACGCAAAGAGCGUCGAGCUGCCUAUUUACGCGAAAAAGAAGAAGAGAGACAACGUAUUGAAGACGAAAUUCGCAAAAAGAAGGAAGAAGAAGAGCGAAUCGAACGCGAGCGACGUGCUAAGGAACGUGAAAUUGAGUUGGAAAAGUUGCGUUUGCAAGCGGAAAAGCAACGCCUGAAGGAAGAAGAGGCCGAGCGUAAACUCGCUGAAGAGCGCUCACAACGCUUGGCUCAAUAUCCGGAAAGGGACUCAUCUCGGCGAGAUGAUAAGCGAGGGGGCGACGAUGCAUCAAACUGGCGCAAAGAAGAAUCGAAAUCACAAUCGAAUUGGCGUGAGAGACCAACUACUGCCACUAGUGCUGGUAUCUCUCAAGUCGAUGGCGGAGAACGUCAAGGAGCUGGAAAAUCUGAGCCAUGGCGUCCUAAAUUCCGGGACAUUGAUAAUGAGCAAGCUCCCGGUUCUCCCGAAAAAUGGCGUCGUAAGGACGAUCGUCCGAUUACGCGUCGACCAGCUGACGACAGAUUGCCCGAAGAUAGAGAGCGUCGCAUCCCGGAUGGAGAUCGUCCUAUUCGUCGAGAUGACCGAAGAGACAACCGACGGGACGAUAGACGCGGUGGCGACGAUAGACGCGGUGGCGAUGAUAGACGCGGUGGUGAUGAUAGGCGCGGUGGUGAUGAUAGACGGGGUGGAGACGAUAGACGCGGUGGUGGUGGAUUUGGACGCCGAAAUGAUCGUGGAGGAGCUGAUCGUGAAUCUACGGAUUGGCGAAGCCGUCCUGCUCAAGAAAAAUCAGAAGACACCAAUUGGCGCACAGUAAGAGAUGAUCGACGUGACCAAGGUCGGGACCGACAAGGAGAUGACAGACGUCCACCUCAACAAGAGAAGGCCCCACGCGAAGAAAAUGAAUGGAGAGAUGUCAAAAGACGCUAAAUUUUUUGGAUAAAUUAUAACAAUUGGGAGUCUGCUGUCUUUUAUUUUGCAUAACCCAUUCAGUAAACAAUAUAUUUACUAACCUAAUAAAAUUUAUUGGUCAAAAAAUAAAAUAUGCAUAUUCAA
This is a messenger RNA of Culicoides brevitarsis, 3584 nucleotides long. RefSeq names its product eukaryotic translation initiation factor 3 subunit A (gene eIF3a). NCBI's taxonomy places the organism in Eukaryota, Metazoa, Arthropoda, Insecta, Diptera, Ceratopogonidae. Bases 138 to 3458 code for a protein of 1106 amino acids. Gene Ontology annotation, biological process: translation reinitiation; formation of cytoplasmic translation initiation complex. The record is from RefSeq and is a predicted model, not a curated record. The transcript is spliced from 5 exons. Gene Ontology annotation, molecular function: mRNA binding; translation initiation factor activity. Gene Ontology annotation, cellular component: eukaryotic translation initiation factor 3 complex, eIF3e; eukaryotic translation initiation factor 3 complex, eIF3m; multi-eIF complex.